This is a messenger RNA of Amphimedon queenslandica, 1458 nucleotides long. RefSeq lists its product as uncharacterized. The transcript is spliced from 3 exons. NCBI's taxonomy places the organism in Eukaryota, Metazoa, Porifera, Demospongiae, Haplosclerida, Niphatidae. The record is from RefSeq and is a predicted model, not a curated record. The annotation marks the transcript as partial.
AUGUCUUUCUAUCUUCUAUUUGUAAUACUGCUGUACUUCAUGAUUAAUGGAAUAUUACUGGAGGUUAAUGGAGUGUCUUGUACUGAAGGAUUUAUGGAUUAUAGUCUUCUACAGGGUAAAGCAGUUAUUCCACACGGAAAUUUACGCAAUAACAUAUUAUCUAACUAUGAGAACCGUCUGGAUGUAGCAACGAGACGGAUUAUCAUCGACGACGACAUAAAAUUCACGUGUGAUACAGUUAUAACAGAAAUAUUGAUUGGAGUUGAUAUAAGGACAGUUGAUGGUAUUAGAAAUCUAUAUCCAAGAUUUGAAGUAUGGGCUCCAACUAAUGAUGAUGAUGUGUACACUAGACUAAUAGGGAUGUCUGUUGAAAUCAGACUGACUCCUGAUAACUUUACAACUAAUGGACAGUAUCGUUUCACUCCCCCUACUCCAUUAAGUGUCUCCAGUGGAUACAGGAUUGGUGUAUAUCAACCUCCUGAUGACAGAAGUGUUGUUAGAUUUCAUUAUAUUGACCUACCUGGUAUGGAUGAUAAAGAUAGAACAGGAAAAGUACAAACAAAUCUCAUUAACAACAGUGACAUUAGAAUAAAGAGUGGUUCCAUGAUGAAACCACCACGACAGGUUGACCAUGAAGAUGUCACUAUACUAAUACAUCCAAUAGUACAGAAUACAGGUUGCUUUCCACAAUUUGUACCUGAUGUACCUGAAAGCCUAAUCAAUUCAUUAAGUUAUUCUAUUACUGAUUCAUAUUAUGUUGAUGAUACUAGAAUAUUUCCUGAUAUAAGGUUCACAUGUCAUGGUAUUAUUACUAACUGGAUAGUUUAUGUUCCUGAUCAAGUUAUGCCAGUAAUUAAAAUAAGACAUUCAAAUAAUCUCACUACUACAGCAGCAACAUUGAACACUAGUGCUAGUAAUGCUGUUAGCAUAACUUCUCUUUUAUAUAAUUUUACUAUGAGCAAUGAGAUAACAGUACAACCUGGUGAUAUGCUGAUGAUUGAAAGUGAUAAUACAAAUCAGAUGUUCUAUCAAAAAUACAAUGGACCACACAAUUACAGACUGGCGGACAACAAUGAGUUAAUUGCAUUAGAUACCAAUGACUAUCCACUCAUCUUAGUUGUAGUAGAACCCACAUCAGUAGCUACCACUGGUACAUCUUCUAAUUACAUUACAACAUCAACCACAUCCUCAAUAGCUACAUCAGAUACCACUUCACUGCCAUCAGUUAUGAAGCCUCCAUCUAGUAGUAGUAUGACAAGAUACUCUACUACUACUACAGUAUCUGCUGUUCCUACUAUUACUACUGCUGCUGUUCCUACUGAUUCCAUUCCUACUGCAUCUAUUAGUAUUACUUCCUCACUAAGCACUACAAUGACUUCAACACCAGGACAAGGCAAUGCAGGAAAUGGUGCAUCUAUAAUACUAAUAGCAGCUAUCAGUGCAGUCAUUGUACUACUG